This is a messenger RNA of Choloepus didactylus (southern two-toed sloth), 2917 nucleotides long. RefSeq names its product transmembrane and coiled-coil domain family 2 (gene TMCC2). The transcript has 5 exons. Gene Ontology annotation, biological process: amyloid precursor protein metabolic process. Lineage: Eukaryota; Metazoa; Chordata; Mammalia; Pilosa; Megalonychidae. The record is from RefSeq and is a predicted model, not a curated record. Gene Ontology annotation, cellular component: endomembrane system. Bases 492 to 2624 code for a protein of 710 amino acids.
GGGCGCGGGCGCGCGGCGGGGCCGGGGGCUUGCAGCCGGCUCGGAGAGCUGCGGACGAGGACCUGCCCGGCUCGCUGUUCCAUGCCCUGCCUCGCCCAGCAGCCCGGCCCGCCAGGAGGGAUGCGCUGUGCCGCGCAGCACCCCUCCGCCCUGCCCAUGCCUGAAGCAGAAAGUUUGGGGGUCGGGGGCUAUCUUGCCCCUCCCCCUCCAAUGACUGCCCAAGGACUCCUGCUGCCCAGCCUCGACUGUGACCUGCCUGCUACUCCUCGGGUCGUAGUGAACUAUUCCAAGCUGUAACCAAGGCUCCCCUUCCUCGCCCCUCCCACAUCUUUUUUGAUAUAUAUUUUUUUAAUUUAAGAAAUUACACUCCCAUCCACUCCCUUGCUAAAUAAUUAAACCCCCGGCCUCAUUUCUGAGUGUAAGGGGGGUACGGUCCUUCCCCAAGCCGGCGCGCUGGAAGGACAGAUUCCCCUUGCCGACCCACAUACACCAUGAAGAGGUGCAAAUCCGACGAGCUUCAGCAACAACAGUGCGAGGAGGAUGGAGCUGGGCUGGAAGAUGCUGCUUGCCACCUGCCGGGCGCGGACCUCCGGCCUGGGGAGGGCACAGGUGCUAACUCUGCUGGCGGGCCAACUUCGGAUGUGGGUGCUGCGGUGGCGCCCAACCCGGGUCCCCGAAGCAAGCCUCCUGAUUUAAAGAAAAUCCAGCAGCUCUCAGAGGGCUCCAUGUUUGGCCACGGCCUGAAGCACCUGUUCCACAGCCGCCGCAGGUCCCGGGAGAGGGAGCACCAGGCGUCUCAGGAUUCCCAGCAGCAGCAGCAGCAGGGCAUGUCCGACCAUGACUCUCCGGACGAGAAAGAGCGCUCCCCGGAGAUGCACCGUGUGUCCUACGCCAUGUCCCUGCACGACCUGCCCGCACGGCCCACAGCCUUCAACCGCGUGCUGCAGCAGAUCCGCUCCCGGCCCUCCAUCAAGAGGGGCGCCAGCCUGCACAGCAGCGGCGGGGGAGGCAGCAGCGGGGGCAGCAGCAGGCGCACCAAGAGCGGCUCCCUGGAGCCCCAGCGCGGCAGCCCCCACCUGCUGCGCAAGGCCCCCCAGGACAGCAGCCUGGCCGCCAUCCUGCACCAGCACCAGUGCCGCCCCCGCUCCUCCUCCACCACGGACACGGCCCUGCUGCUGGCCGACGGCAGCAGUGUGUACCUCUUGGCCGAGGAGGCCGAGGGCCUCGGGGACAAGGUCGACAAGGGAGACCUCGUGGCCCUCAGCCUCCCCGGUGGCCCAGGCCACGGGGACACUGAUGGCCCCAUCAGCCUGGACGUGCCAGACGGGGCUCCGGACCCACAGCGGACCAAGGCAGCCAUCGACCACCUGCGCCAGAAGGUCCUGAAGGUCACAGAGCAGAUCAAGAUCGAGCAGGAGGCGCGGGAUGACAACGUGGCCGAGUACCUGAAGCUAGCCAACAAUGCUGACAAGCAGCAAGUGUCACGCAUCAAGCAGGUGUUCGAGAAGAAAAACCAGAAAUCGGCCCAGACCAUCGCCCAGUUGCACAAGAAGCUGGAGCACUACCGCCGGCGCCUGAAGGAAAUCGAACAGAACGGGCCCUCCCGGCAGCCCAAGGACGUGCUGCGGGACAUGCAGCAGGGGCUCAAGGACGUGGGUGCCAACAUGCGGGCUGGCAUCAGUGGCUUUGGGGGCGGCGUGGUGGAGGGUGUGAAGGGCAGCCUCUCAGGCCUCUCGCAGGCCACUCACACCGCCGUGGUUUCCAAGCCCCGGGAGUUUGCCAGCCUCAUCCGCAACAAGUUCGGCAGCGCUGACAACAUUGCCCACCUGAAGGACCCUCUGGAGGACGGGCCCCCCGAGGAGGCGGCCCGGGCGCUGAGUGGCAGCGCCACGCUGGUGUCCAGCCCCAAGUAUGGCAGCGAUGAUGAGUGCUCCAGUGCCAGCGCCAGCUCGGCCGGGGCGGGCAGCAACUCCGGGGCUGGGCCCGGUGGGGCGUUGGGGAGCCCCAAGUCCAACAUGCUGUACGGCGCCCCUGGAAACCUGGACGCUCUGCUGGAGGAGCUGCGGGAGAUCAAGGACGGACAGUCACACCUGGAGGACUCCAUGGAGGACCUGAAGGCUCAGUUGCAGCGGGACUACACCUGCAUGACCCAGUGCCUGCAGGAGGAGCGCUACAGGUACGAGCGGCUGGAGGAGCAGCUCAACGACCUGACAGAACUUCACCAGAAUGAGAUGACCAACCUGAAGCAGGAGCUGGCCAGCAUGGAGGAGAAGGUGGCCUACCAGUCCUACGAGAGAGCUCGAGACAUCCAGGAGGCCGUGGAGUCCUGCUUGACCCGGGUCACCAAGCUGGAGCUGCAGCAGCAACAGCAGCAGGUGGUGCAGCUGGAGGGCGUGGAGAAUGCCAACGCGCGGGCGCUGCUGGGCAAGUUCAUCAAUGUGAUCCUGGCACUCAUGGCCGUGCUGCUGGUGUUUGUGUCCACCAUCGCCAACUUCAUCACGCCCCUCAUGAAGACGCGCCUGCGCAUCACCAGCACCGCCCUCCUGGUCCUCGUCCUCUUCCUCCUCUGGAAGCACUGGGACUCCCUCACCUACCUCCUGGAGCACGUGCUGCUGCCCAGCUGAGGGGCCGCCCAUCCACCCCCUGUCAUCUUGGCCCCUGCUGGCUGUGCCUCUCCGGGAGGGACCCCGAGACUCCUGUGUCCUUGGACUUGUUUGUGUGUCCAAUUCGGCCUUGUACCCAAACUCUCCAUUCCAGCAGCUCCUGCACCUCCUCUGUUCUUGCUUCUGUCUGACACCUCUUCCCUGUUGGGAGCCUCGCAUGCAGCCCUGGCCCGAGAUGGUGGUACCGUGUGUGGCCAAAGGGAGCAGAGGGGGACACAGGGACUGGAUUGUGUUGAUUACUUACAGCUACACGU